UGUUUCCGGAAGGAUCGGCGGACGCGCGACGCAAGCGGUGCGGCCACUGCGUUGUCCGCUAAGGUUUUCCCAGGGCGAGCAGACAUGGCGGCGGCUUUUCGGAAGGCAGCGAAGUCUCGGCAGCGGGAACACCGAGAGCGAAGCCAGCCCGGCUUUCGGAAACAUCUGGGCCUGCUAGAGAAAAAGAAGGAUUACAAACUCCGUGCUGAUGACUACCACAAAAAACAAGAAUACCUCAGGGCUCUCCGAAAGAAGGCUCUGGAAAAAAAUCCAGAUGAAUUUUACUAUAAGAUGACGCGUGUUAAACUCCAGGAUGGAGUUCAUGUUAUCAAGGAGAAUAAGGAAGAAGUCACUCCUGAGCAGCUGAAGCUCAUGAGGACCCAGGAUGUCAAAUAUAUUGAAAUGAAAAGAGUUGCAGAAGCUAAGAAAAUUGAAAGACUGAAGUCAGAGCUCCAUCUGCUGGAUUUCCAGGGGAAGCAACAGAAGAAGCAUAUAUUCUUUUUUGACACCAAAAAGGAAGUUGCACAGUUUGAUGUUGCGACUCAUCUGCAGACAGCCCCGGAACUAGUUGACAGAGUCUUCAAUAGACCUAGGAUAGAGACCUUGCAGAAGGAGAGGGUGAAAGGAGUCACCCAUCAGACUCGACUCAAGCGAAUAGCUAAGGAGAGGCAGAAGCAAUAUAACUGCCUGAAGCAGCGGAUUGAACGGGAGAAGGAAUUGUUUGUCACCGCUCAGAAAAUUCAAACACGCAAAGAUCUUAUGGACAAAACCCAGAGGGUGAAGGUGAGGAAAGAAACCGUCAACUCCCCAGCCAUUUACAAAUUUGAGAGUCGUCGAAAACGUUGAUGUGUUAGAGGGAAGCCUCAUCAUUCUCCACCGGAAGUCGCUGCAUAGGAUGCAUGUUUCGUGGUGGCUUCUGGCUGCAUCAGUCUGCGGGACAUGGUUUUCCUAUUUGUAAGCGUGAUUUACUGUCAGGUUGACAUCUGAUAGCUUUCUGUGAUCAACAUUAAAACCCCUGUUGUUUCUGGGUUGCGAGACCA
Messenger RNA from Ochotona curzoniae (black-lipped pika), 1040 nucleotides. RefSeq names its product UTP11 small subunit processome component (gene UTP11). The record is from RefSeq and is a predicted model, not a curated record. Gene Ontology annotation, biological process: rRNA processing. The coding region runs from base 85 to 846 and encodes 253 amino acids. The transcript is spliced from 8 exons. Lineage: Eukaryota; Metazoa; Chordata; Mammalia; Lagomorpha; Ochotonidae. Gene Ontology annotation, cellular component: nucleolus; small-subunit processome.